CAUAAAUUAAAAGAGAAGAAAUAUAAUCUAAAAGAACUAUAUAGAAGUUAUACACUUAUACUUGACAUUUGAAAUCAUCAACAUUCAGGAUUUUUGGGAAUGGCCACAAAGCUUCUUCCUCAGCUGUGUAUAGCAACUUCUUCUCAUUCCCGAAACUCCACUAAUUCAUUCCUUUCCAAUUUCAAACAGGGGACUUUUCGAACUUCAAAUCGCAUCAAAGUAAAUGCCAAUUUCCAGUUCAAGCCUUUGAACUUCUUGCUCUCUGGUUCCUUGGCUCUCGCUAUCUCUCUCUCCGAGGUUGCAUUUGCCGAGGGAAAGAUAGGGGUAAACAAGCCGGAGUUGCUGCCUGAGGAGUUUACCACUGUUAUUGAUGUUGCAGGAUUUCUCUCUGAUGGCCAGGAGAAAAGACUUGCACAGGUGAUCACAGACAUAGAAAGAGAUACUGGAUUCAAGUUGAGAAUUUUGGCUCAAAAUUACCCCGAUACACCAGGAUUAGCAAUCAAGGACUUCUGGAAAGUGGAUGACAAGACUAUUGUCUUUGUUGCUGAUCCUACUUUUGGAAAUAUACUGAACUUCAAUGUUGGAGCUUCUGUGGAUAUAGAAAUACCACAGAGCUUUUGGAGCCGUUUGGCUGGGAAAUAUGGAAAUAUUUUUUACUGGAGAGAAAAGGGUGAAGAUGCAUCUAUAGAAUCUGCUGUUAUGGCGAUAUCAACUUGCUUGAGAGAACCGGUUGGUGCAAAUAAUUGCUCAGAAGUAAAGUAAUUCAUCAUUUUGCAUCCAUGUUAGUACAAGAGUAAAGGUCAUUGGAAAACUGAAUUAUUCCUAGGAUCUAUCAGUAGAGAAAGAAAUAAUGGCCACGGCGGCCACGAAAGCUGGAAUCUUGACGACCAAAGGGUUAGAAGAUAUGUUGAUGCUAGUAUUGAGAAACUGUAAGAACGUGGACACCAUGAAGAAGAUACAUUCCCAAAUGGUGAAAUUCUCGCUAACGCAUAGCAAUUUCUUGGUAACAAAAAUGAUAGACUUUUGUGAGAAAAAUGGGGAUAUUGACUAUGCUUGUUUGCUAUUCAAGCAAGUUCAAGAGCCAAACAUAUAUUUGUUCAAUUCUAUAAUCCGAGCCUACACACAGAAUAAGAUGUACAGAUCCUGCAUAUAUAUGUACAUGCAGCUGCUGUUGAGGAGACAAGCCGCCGAGAGUGAAGAGCCAGUUUCUCCAGAUACAUACACAUACCCAUUUGUUAUCAGGUCGUGCGGAGGUCUUACCUGCGCAGAUAUCGGUAAGCAAUUGCAUGGACAUGUGUUUAAAUUCGGGCUGGACUCCAAUCACGUGAUACAAAACUCGUUGCUAGACAUGUACGUCAAGUGUUGCGGUGAAGACAGCAUAAGAGAAUCACAGAACCUGUUCGAUGAAAUGACUGUUAAAGAUGUAAUUUCUUGGAACAGUCUCAUUUCCGGGUACAUAAAGUCCGGUAAGGUUAAAAGGGCAAAUGCGUUGUUCGAAGAGAUGCCGGAGAAGAGCAUUGUUUCUUGGACAGCCAUGAUUUCAGGUUACACUAAGAUGGGAUGUUACAGAGAAGCAUUAAAUGUUUUCAGAAGGAUGCAGACGGUUGGCGGGCUGGAACCAGACUGGGUCUGUUUAGUUGCAGUCUUGUCGGGGUGUGCACACCUGGGGGCGCUCGAGGUAGGAGAAUGGGUUCAUUUCUACGCAGCUAAAAAGGGAUUCUUACGGAAGACACGUGUGUGCAACGCGCUGAUGGAAAUGUACGCGAAGUGCGGUAACGUGGACGGAGCUCUGGAAGUGUUUGACCGGAUGCCAUCAUCCGACCGGGAUGUGAUCUCAUGGAGCACAAUGAUUGUGGGUCUGGCGAAUCAUGGAAGGGCCCACGAUGCCAUCACGCUGUUCAAACGGAUGGAUGUCUUGCCGAAUGAGAUCACAUUCGUUGGACUGUUAUCGGCCUGUGGGCACGCUGGGCUUGUGGACGACGGUUUGAGGUACUUUGACUCCAUGCGAGACGACUAUGCCAUUACCCCAGAAAUUGAACAUUACGGUUGUCUCGUUGAUCUUCUCGCAAGAACGGGGAACCAGAAACGUGCCCUGGAUAUCAUAAAUCGGAUGCCGAUGAAGGCGGACUCCGCAAUAUGGGGUUCAGUGUUGAGUUCCUGCAGAACUGUUCGGGAUGUUGAAACAGCGGUAGUCGCGGCGGAGCAUUUGGCAGAGCUCGAACCGGAUGAUAGCGGAAACUACGUGCUUCUGACAAACGUGUAUGCAGAUUUGGGAAAGUGGGACUAUGUGUCGAUGAUGAGGAGAUUCAUGAGGAGGAGGAGGAUGAAGAAGACGCCAGGGUGCAGUCUGAUUGAGUUGAACGGGUUGGUCCAUGAAUUCCUUUCAGGUGAUGAUUCAAUGCCAUUUUCGAAUGAUAUAUGUCAAGUUCUACGCCAGCUUUUGACUUUGCACACAGCUGAUGAUGAGGAUGAAGUUUAUGUUUUUCUUUAACACGGAGGAGUACUAUGUGCUUUGUUUAUUACUCGUAAUUCUAUCGCCAAGUUAACGGAGGUCCGUACUUAACCCAAUGGAGAAAGAGGCUGGCUGGACAAAGCAUGUGCAUGGCAUACCAAAGAUGAGUUUUUUUCUUGGUUUAGCCUUGGGAUAUUUGGUGAUUUCGAGCAAGUGCUGCAUGUUUGAUACAGUGUGGAUUUCUGGGUAGCUUGAGAACCAAAUUCUGCUACGAAGAGUUUUAACUUGUAAGAGUAGGUAGAUGCAAGUUUAUAAGUGAUCGUAGAGAUUCACGAGAAUAGUAGUACAUUGCCCAGACAUGGAAUUACUCGCAAGAGAAGAAGAAAACAUACUAUUGAAUGAAAAGUUCCUCUCUGAAAAGUUUACAUAACAUUGCACAAGUGUUUGCUUUUUCAAAAGCUUCGCGAAAGAGUAACUUUUUUGCGGAUCUCUCUAUGGAGGAAACUUGGUUUUAGGAAGAGUGAUUUUUUUGUCUGGUGUUAUGAACCAUAACUGCAAAUAUUGCAUUUUUGGAAUAUUUUACUUGUGUGUAUUCUGUGUAAUUUAUUGUGAUUAAGAAUAUUCCUUUAUUAUUAAGUUUCCUUAUACCGGUAGUCAACUACUUUCUUAUAUUCCCUUUGGAGUGGAGUGAUUGUACUAAGUUACUUGUUACAUUUUGAGGAACUUUGUCAUAAGAAAAUUAAUAUUUUCAAACAUUGAG
This is a messenger RNA of Cuscuta epithymum, 3212 nucleotides long. The record is from the annotation of a GenBank genome assembly. NCBI's taxonomy places the organism in Eukaryota, Viridiplantae, Streptophyta, Magnoliopsida, Solanales, Convolvulaceae.